AUGGUCCCUGUAACAAGUGUUUUACCUGCAUGUCGGACCAAAGCUGCACGCCCGACUGCAUACCACACGCUGCAGUUACGUUGGUUUGAGGCUAGCAGAAGGCUUAAUGGGACUUAUCUCCGGCAUCGAGGAUGCCUUGGUGCUGUUGUCCCGCUAAUUGAUUCAUCGAUCAUUAAUGUUCUUAUUUUAUGCUACUGGUAA
This is a messenger RNA of Acanthocheilonema viteae, 201 nucleotides long. The record is from the annotation of a GenBank genome assembly. NCBI's taxonomy places the organism in Eukaryota, Metazoa, Nematoda, Chromadorea, Rhabditida, Onchocercidae.